Molecule: messenger RNA, 1784 nt
Organism: Beta vulgaris subsp. vulgaris (sugar beet)
Lineage: Eukaryota; Viridiplantae; Streptophyta; Magnoliopsida; Caryophyllales; Amaranthaceae
Product: putative pectinesterase 11
Exons: 4
Coding region: 652-1602 (316 amino acids)
Biological process (GO): cell wall modification
Molecular function (GO): pectinesterase activity
Source: RefSeq, a predicted model, not a curated record
GGCUCUUAGUCUAUUACAAAUAAUGUGACAUCACAUUAACAACAUGAAGGAGGAACAAUACAAAAUGAUGGUAUGGAGAAAGAAAAAAAGAAACGUAUACACAAAAUUCACAACCCACAAUAACAGAACAUGAUUACUAAAGUAACUAAUUAUUAAAAGAGUGAAAGUUUUGACACAAGGUGGCGCAUUAGUUGCUAAUUAACCAUACUAAUCUCGUUUUUUCACCAAACGUGGCUAACGUGUGUUACUAAUCACGCUGACCUUUUGACGACUCCUCUAUUCCCAGCAACGUAACCCCCUCUAAUCUCAACUUUCAAUGUAUAUGUAUUCCCGCCGAAAACUUGCAAUUAAAUGCUUUUUCUGCUAACUUUUAUUUUAUUCUUUCCCUUUGUCAACCGCAACAUAACGUACCCCCUUUAAUCACACUAUAUAUAAAACCUUACAAUAACCACAUUAUUAUUAUUAUUCCAUACACCCACCUCUAAAUUUUUGUUUACUUACAUUCAUCAAUUCUCAAUUCAUAGGUUACAUAAAUAAAUUUGUUACACACCCGCAGCCCUUGCAUAGCAGCCCUCGGCUUUUUUCCUCUAGUGCUAGAGAAUCAUAUAUUAUACAACCGUCGAAAUUUAUUAGUACGUACGUACGUACACGAUGAAAAAUCAUGGGUGUUUGUUGAUUUUGUUGUUUACAAUUGGUUUUUGUUUGGAAAUGGCUUCAUUUGGUAAUGCUCAAAGAGUAUGGAAGAGAGUUUUAACGGUUGAUCAAUCGGGGAAAACGGGACAAUUCGUGAAAAUACAAGAUGCAAUUGAUGCAGUUCCAUCUAAUAAUGUUCAUCCUAUCUUUAUAAGGGUGGAGCCAGGAAUUUAUAAAGAGAAGAUUAUUGUGCCUCAAGAUAAACCCUUUAUAACGCUUAGUGGUAGAAAUGCAUAUACUACAGUUAUUACUUGGAAUGAUGGUGGUGAUAUAUUCAAAUCUCCUACUGUUUGUGUUUUCUCUUCUGAUUUUGUGGGACGUUACCUUACUAUUCAGAACACAUACGGUACGAGAGGCAAAGCAGUAGCAUUAAGAGUAAGAAGCGACAGAGCUGUAUUUUAUGCUUGUAGAAUUAUAUCAUACCAAGAUACACUUCUAGAUGAAAGUGGUAGACAUUUUUACUACAAUUGUUACAUUGAAGGAGCCACUGACUUCAUUUGUGGAAAUGCAGCCUCCCUUUUCAAGCAAUGCCAUUUGCAUUCAACUUCAGAAUAUAAUGGAGCUAUAACAGCACAACGUAGAGUAUCAGAAGAAGAUGAUACAGGAUUUUAUUUUGUGGGAUGCAAAGUUACCGGGAUUAAAAGUUGUACAUUAGGCAGACCAUGGGGUCCUUAUUCGAGAGUGGUUUUCACGCGAACCUAUAUGUCUAGUGCGGUGCUACCUCAAGGAUGGGAUGAUUGGGGCAAAACAUCUACCCACAGAACUGCAUAUUAUGGUGAAUACGAGUGCUAUGGUCCAGGGGCUAAAAGAACAAGACGAGUUCAGUGGUCACUUAGCCUCUCUAAUCAACAAGCCUUACCCUACAUGACUAUGAAUUUGAUGAGUGAAAGAACAUGGCUUAAGGUUUAACUUAAUUCACAUUUUCACCACCCUUGUACUUUUGUUUCAUAUUCUUUUAGAUAAUGCCCACUUUGGGAAAUCACCUACAUUGUAAUUUUGUUAGUGCGAAUUCCUUUUGGUCUUAACAAUUCAUUUCAUAGUUGUUGUACAUUACAAUUAUAAAGUAGCAAAUAAAAUUUUCGCUUACACAG